Branchiostoma floridae (Florida lancelet) is the source of this 2247-nucleotide messenger RNA. RefSeq names its product ceramide-1-phosphate transfer protein-like. The transcript is spliced from 4 exons. Lineage: Eukaryota; Metazoa; Chordata; Leptocardii; Amphioxiformes; Branchiostomatidae. Gene Ontology annotation, cellular component: membrane; cytoplasm; cytosol. The record is from RefSeq and is a predicted model, not a curated record. Gene Ontology annotation, biological process: ceramide transport; intermembrane lipid transfer. Gene Ontology annotation, molecular function: ceramide 1-phosphate transfer activity; ceramide 1-phosphate binding. The coding region runs from base 177 to 1457 and encodes 426 amino acids.
GUCAGAGGUUGAACUUUUGGACAUUCACCCAGUGUCAUUUGCAGUAUCAGCCUUUGUGCACGUGAAGGCUAUUCCCCACCGACAAAGGAGUGCACCAUGAGAUAGUGACUCAACAUAAGACUUAGACACAGAAGUAGUUUAGCUUUGAUAGCUCCAGCCUACACUAGAAGAACAAGAUGAAUAAGGGAUCUACAAAGAUCGUGAUUUCAAUCACUGUUUGCUUGUGCUUGACUUUCUUGCUGCUUGGGCUGUAUUCUGGAAGGCUUUCUUCCCUGAAGAGAGAUGAAUGGACUGGACUCCAAGAAGAUGAAACAAUCCAAAGUUGGGGAGGCAAGGGGCAGGUCCACAUCAACAACCAGCAAUAUGACAUAGAGGGUCGUGCCAUUAUGAAGGGAGGAGACAAAGGCUCCAUCAAAGUUGAAGCUGGAUGGCACAAACCAAACAAAAAGGCACCCAUGACCCAUGUGACCGCCGAUCUUAAAGUCAAGGUUAAAGGCGACAAACAAAACUCAUUUCUGCACCAUCUUACUAACCACAGAAUGGGAGAUAACCACAGAAAGGGAGAAAAGGUUUUGGAAGGUUCUGGUUUCCAAAGUUUGCCACAGGGUGAUACCAUUGGCCAGGAUGGUGGGGAGGGGCAGGAACCCACUGAUGAAGAAAUAGCUUGGCUGGAACAAGUAGAGAGAAUUUUAAAUGGGGAGGACAUUGAGAACUACCCUUUCAGAAAUGGAAAAUAUGUUUGGACAGGUUCAGAGAAUGAUUCACAACAGAAGACUGAACAACAAGACACCAACAACAAUGAUGACUCCCCUCCAGGCUGCUAUAAGAAUAACCCAGAUCACUUCUCUUUGUCUCGUCUGGUGGACAGUUUCAAGAACAUCCUGACAAAGGAUGGGGAAAUAGACAUGGCCAGAUACAUAGAUACCAACUUGGAGCUCAUGAAGUUUUUCACCAUGAUGGGAACACUGUUCACCUUCGUCACUUCUGAAGCCCAGAACAAAAUAAACUACCUGACAGGCUACCUGGAAGGACCUGACGGCCAGGAGUACAAGACCUUGUCAUCAAUGGUCAAGUUCGAAACUGACAAUCACAUCAUAAACGAGAAAGUGUACGAAGAGUCGGGCACCAGGAACUUGCUCCGUUUGCAUCGAGGUCUCAACUUCAGCCUGGCCUUCUGCGAGGGCCUCAAGAAGAGUGAACCCGGAGAUAAAAUUGUUACCAUCGCGUACGACAGCUACUCUUCCACCGUUUCUCACUACCACGGCUGGUUUGUACGGAAGGCGAUACAGGCGGCCUUCUAUCUCUUGCCAAGCAGGGAUACGUUCAUGGGUUUGUUGUGUGACACAGAUGAGGACACAACGUUCAAAAUUUUGAAUGAGUUGGCUGAAGCUGCAAAACCUGUAUAUGACAGGACUCAGUAUGUGUAUGAAAAAUACAACUACUUAGAUUUGCCUUGACACAGUCAUGUUGCAGGAAGCUUGUUGCUGAUUUGACAAUCAAUUUAAGACAAAUUCUAAUUUUUUUACACAUUUUUCUACAACUCUUUGUGAAAAACAAUACUGUGGUAUAUUGAGAACUAUAACAAUUACAAAGAUAGAUAUUUUCCAAAGUAAACAUUACUAUGAAUGACCAAGUAAUAAAGUAACUACUUCUCUUACUUAAAGUUACAAAUGAUAUUUCACAUGAUUUUGCAGAUUGAGUAUCUCUCUCUAUAUAUAUAUCAAUGACAUUGAAUUAUAUAGUUUUUUUACACAUGUAUAUUGUACCUUUAAACCUCAUGCAACCUUCAAUGCAACGAAGAAAGACUAUCUGUCUAGAUUAUGCAAUGACGGCCAAAGCAUUCCUUAAAGUGCUUGUUAAUAUGGCACGGUUAAGAAAUAGUUCUUACAAUGCUAUAUACAUGUAUGUGAUUGAAGUUGGUAAAACAGUAUUUUUGAUGACCACUGUAGUUAUUGAGCUCAUCACACAUUAAGGUAAGGGCUUGUACCUUACUGUAAAUAGUUCAAUCAAUGAUUUUUACAUUUACACAACUUUUGUUGCUCAUAAUCAAAUAUUUCUAUAUAAAUUCUUGUGCCUCAUAUAAGCCAUAAGCCUGGAAGUCAGGACGGAUAUUUUACUUACUGUUCAAUAACUUGAAUGCUUUUGUUGUCGUAACUAGUUUGCUAAAUAAACAUGUUACAGCUAGCUGAUCUCUAUAGCUUUAUCAUCCUUGUGUAUGCUGUGCAUUAAAGACUGUAUGCAGCCUAA